AUGUAUUCACGUCGUUUAUCGGCCAACACGAAUGUUGGCACAAUUGCAUCAUUAUUAUCUAGUGACACACUCUCAAAUUUCAUUAAUGAUGAUACGACAACUUCGUUAACAUGUAAGAAUAAUUGUAGUUGUGGACAACAUCUUAACCAAUAUGCAUACUCAGAUUCGGAUUGUCUUGGUUCAUACGGUGCUUAUGAUAAUUGUUAUUACCAACGAUAUAUAUCAUCGUUAAAUGAGCAACAACAAUCGCAUACGACUAAAUGCAUUAAUAUGAUAACUGAUAAAAAUAUAAAUAAUUCAACAACACAUGUACCAACUGUGAUUCAAGAUGCUACCAAACAUGUUAACAGCGAACAACAGCAACAGUUAUAUGGAAUUCUUUUCACAAGUAUAACAAAAUAUUUGAUACGUCAUCGCCAACAAUUACUAAAACGACGAAUAUCAUAG
This is a messenger RNA of Didymodactylos carnosus, 447 nucleotides long. The record is from the annotation of a GenBank genome assembly. Lineage: Eukaryota; Metazoa; Rotifera; Eurotatoria; Philodinida; Philodinidae.